GAAGAAUGCAAUGGCAACAGUAUAAAGAAUCGCGAACAUAGCGGACUCCGAUAAUCAGAUCAGGUGGUGUACUGGAUCCAUUUAUUGUUUCCAAAUAAUGGAUUGCAGGUUUGCCUUUCUUUAAAAUCGUUACAAAGAACUCGAUGAAUUUAAAAUGUUGCUAUACACACGCAUUGAACAUGGAAUGGAUGGGCGUCAAUUGGAAUUGAUUGGGGCUGAGAACAGCCAUGUUUUCUGUCCCUGAACGUGUCUGCAGUGGGGGUAUAGUUCUUGGUCUUUUCACAUUGAGAGGAUAUAUCUGUGAUAGAGAGACGGGCUGACUAUGGCUUUCUUGUGUCCAAGUCGAGUUGGUCGAGGAACGAAAGAAAAAAAGAGGAAAGUCACAUCGUCUGCCAUCUUCGGUAGGAUCACUGGAAGUGACAGCGUGGAUACCCUUGUCAGAGUCGGUCUGGAGAAACAGCAUGGGCUCCCUCCCAAUGCAAAAAUGGUUGUUCUGCAGGAUUUUACUCCUCAAGCCGACAGGGAAAUGGAAGUCAAGCGCGGGCAAGAAGUGUUUCACCUCUACAGAGAAAAUGAUUGCCUCUACAGAGAAAAUGAUUGGUGCUAUGUCAUCACUCUUGAUGGACGCGAAGGGUUUAUCCCGGAGUCCUUUUGUUUGGGAGUGUCUAACUCUCCCAGUUUACACUCCAAAAGUAAAUCCAAAGAUUCUCCAAGGAAUUCCGGAGAAUACAAAUCGUUCGAUACCUUUGACUCGGAUUCUUUCUUUUCAUGUACAGAGGAUUAUGUUAAUGACGUCACUGACGGUGUUAAAAGAUUAUCCACUCCUUUAAACCAGCUGAAUGUAGUUGACUACCAGAAUGUCACUGUGGCACCGGAAGUAAGACCAUUCCGGAAGACUUCUCAUGGACAUUUUAUUGUGUUGUUCGACUUUACGGCGCAGGACGAAAAUGAUAUAUCGGUGGAGCGAGCUGAACUUCUUGACGUUCUUAAUAUUGAAGAUCCGGACUGGUCCUGGGUACGCCGAGGAAACGGGGAGGAGGGAUUUGUACCCAAGUCCUACAUAUGCCCAGUGGAACCACUGAAGGCUCAAGAGAAAAUGUUAGCUCUGCAGAACAAACAGAAACGAACAAGCACUCCGACAAUCCGCCAACCUCUUCUAUCGAAUCUCUCACCAAGGCGGUACUCCCAGUCAAGAGAACCUCCGGUGGCUCCUCCACUUCGAAAUCCCCUUAGGACAUCGGCAAUCAGAAACCGUUAUAAUGAACUUGAUCAAGAAUCGAAUUACUCCGACACUCAAAAAGAACAGCAUCGGUCAACUUCGGCAUCCCGACAGAAUGGCGAUAAGUACUCGGUUCUGAGGUCCCCGCUUGUGAUGUCACAUCCGGUCAAAAGGUCAAAUUCUCCAUCAAGAGCCCCCAAUAGUGCAGAAACAAUCCAUCAAGGGGAUAAUUCCAUACAUUCUUCACCUCUGAUUGUUUAUGAUCAGCCAUAUUCUCAGAGAGUAACCAGUCGUUCUCCUUCUCCUAGGUCACAUGCGCACUCAGAAUUAACCAAUCAGAAAACGCAUCAUCGCACGCGAUCUGCCUCGCCGGCCUCUUCCGUUGGUUACGAGAAUGUGGGUUCAAGCUCCAUUUCUGGUACUGAAAUCGUUACCAAUAUCGGUGCAACAAAAAAGUCAUCUCUAUCUUUAUCAGAUCAAGACCUCUAUAAGAAACGAAAGCAAAGCGAUGACAGCAACAACAAAUACAGUUCUUACCAAAACUUGUCAUAUGGGGCUUACAGUCUUGUUCAGAAUGAAAGUCUGGGAAACGAUAUUAGUCACAUACAAAAUACCACAAUGAAUCGAGAGUCUGUUUCCCCGACACGGUCUUAUAACACUAAAACAGAAUUUGGACCGGUGUGCUCUUCAUCCAGCGCUAGAUACAUGUCUAAUGACAAUGCCCAAGCAUUCAACAGCCAUGGCUCCGAACUAGUGAUGAUGUACGAUUUCAAUGAUGAAAGUCGAGGAGGACUGAACGUUAAACGUGGAGAUCUGAUAUACGCCAACGGCGCGGAUCAACAAGGAACGGACUGGCUCUGGGUUUUUUACGCUCCUACCAGUCAGUAUGGAUAUGUUCCCAGGAAUUAUGUAAAAUCUACACAAUUAAAGACAGCUCUUUGAUGCUUAAUCCUUAUUAUAUCCAUGUAUGAAAAAUAUGAAUAUCACAAAUUAAAUUAUGCUUAUUUUUUAAUUUUA
Ostrea edulis (European flat oyster) is the source of this 2236-nucleotide messenger RNA. RefSeq lists its product as uncharacterized. Lineage: Eukaryota; Metazoa; Mollusca; Bivalvia; Ostreida; Ostreidae. The record is from RefSeq and is a predicted model, not a curated record. Gene Ontology annotation, molecular function: protein binding. Bases 323 to 2161 code for a protein of 612 amino acids. The transcript is spliced from 4 exons.